Messenger RNA from Morus notabilis, 1314 nucleotides. Its product is annotated as WAT1-related protein At5g40210. The record is from RefSeq and is a predicted model, not a curated record. Gene Ontology annotation, cellular component: plasma membrane. Gene Ontology annotation, molecular function: transmembrane transporter activity. The transcript is spliced from 7 exons. Lineage: Eukaryota; Viridiplantae; Streptophyta; Magnoliopsida; Rosales; Moraceae. The coding region runs from base 32 to 1099 and encodes 355 amino acids.
GAGAGGCUGUGAAGUGUGAAGUAAGGAUGCCAUGAUGGGAAUUGGAAACAAUAAUUUGGUGCCGUUUGUGGGAAUGGUAUUGGCGAUUCUGGCUCAAACAAGCAAUAUGGUAAUAGCAAAAACUGCCAUGUCCCAUGGCACAAACAAGUUCAUCAUGGUCGUUUACUCUAAUACCAUCUCUAGUCUUAUCCUUCUUCCUUGCUCUUUCUUUUACCACAGGUCAAACAGGCCUUCAAUGACUUCUUCCUUAUUCGGUAGAUUCUUCUUGCUCGCCUUGUUUGGGUGUUCUGGACAGAUUUUUGGGUAUGUUGGGAUAGAAUACAGCUCUCCGACGCUCGGAACCACCAUGUUUAAUCUCAUCCCGGCAUUCACUUUCAUACUUGCAGUCAUCUUCAGGAUGGAAACUCUGUAUUGGAGAAGCUCAAGUAGCCAAGCUAAAAUCUUGGGGACCAUUAUGUCAAUGAUUGGAGCAUUUGUUGUGAUAUUCUAUAAGGGCCCACCAGUCGUUAAAAGACUUCCAAUUUCCAACUUAUCUAAUCAGCUUCUUUUCUCUUCUCACUCACAUUGGAUACUUGGAGGCUUCUUUCUUGCCAGUGAUUGUUUUGUAUCCUCUUUAUGGUAUAUUGUGCAGGCAUCAACUCAGAAGAAGUACCCAGCAGUGCUGUUGGCAGUCUUAUAUCAAAUCUCACUCUCAGCAGUUAUGUCUGCAAUAUUUGCAUUAAUUGUAGUUAAAGAUGCAAGUGCUUGGAAGCUAAAACUUGACAUGGGUUUGGUUUCUAUUUUGCACACAGCAAUUGUGUCAACUGUGAUCCGCUACAGCUUGAUUACCUGGUGUGUGUCGAAAGCUGGGGCUUUUUAUUGUGCUAUGUUUAAGCCUUUGGGGAUAAUCUUCACUGUUUUUAUGGGCGCCAUCUUCUUGGGAGAGUCCUUCUACCUUGGAAGUUUGAUUGGAGCUACUAUAAUUGUGACUGGUUUUUAUGUGGUGAUGCGGGGAAAAGCCAAAGAUCAAGAGAAGGUGGACAGUUCAGAAUCAUCACUUGACCACAAUUCCCCUUUACUCUUGAACAAAGCACAAGACAAACAAGAAUUGCCAAUCUAGAAACUUCUCUGAAUUCCUUGUCUAAUAAGCCAUAUUGCAACCAUACUAUUGGAGAUAUUAGAUUAAAUGAGAUUUCUCGGUUCCUUGAUUUUAGCUUUCGUGAUUGUAUUGACUUUUGAUUAUUUCCUUUUGUAGCUUUAUUUUACUUUUCUCUAAUUGUUGUACAGUUGGCUAUAUAUAGUCUUAUAUUGCCCCUAUACGAAUAAGAAGAAUUA